This is a messenger RNA of Fusarium vanettenii 77-13-4, 2127 nucleotides long. RefSeq lists its product as uncharacterized. The record is from RefSeq and is a predicted model, not a curated record. Lineage: Eukaryota; Fungi; Ascomycota; Sordariomycetes; Hypocreales; Nectriaceae. The transcript has 3 exons. Bases 1 to 2127 code for a protein of 708 amino acids.
AUGGCAUCGAUAUCGAAUCUAUACGUCAAGCCCGAGUUCGUCUACAGGGGAGGAUGGAGGAAUUGGGACAAUGAUGCAGCGACAGGCGGCCAGAUCACUAUGCUCAAGGAUGACGCCGAACUUCUCAGUAUCUUUAUCGGUAUCUUUCUCGUCUUUGUCGCCGCUGGGCUUUGGACCCUGAUCGCCUACCUCAUCUUCCAACUGAACCGGCGCAAGCGACAAAAAGAAGACUCUGGCGCCUUUGACGGCCUGUAUCACCAACAACAGACCAUCCUCCGGAAUGGCAGCAGUGAUGUCGCAAUUGGAUCCUCAUUUUUAAAGCUAUGGCUUGCAUGGGGGAACAGUCCCAAGGUCCUGAAGAGCACAUUGCCCAUUGCUGCUCUUGCACUUGUCAGCUUUGGCUUCUUCCUUAUUUCUCUGCCUUUCAUCACCGCCAUGGAGAUGUUGGACAACCAGGGGAACCAAGUAUUGAUACAAAGUCCCAAUUGCGGCUUCUGGGAACCAGAUACGGAUGGCCCGCUGGGUCCGUUCCUAGCUUUCACGAAGCAGACGCGAGAGGCUGUCUCAUACGUCGACAACUGCUAUGAGACCGACGGUGAGUCAGCUCUCUGCGACCAGUUUCUUUCCGAACGCCAACUACCAAUUAUCAGAGUGGUCAAUGUGUCAUGCCCAUUUCAUGAGAGCAUAUGUCUUCCUAGGACAAAGGGGGAUAAGCACCCUGCCAUCACCAUCAAGACGGACGAGCUAGACUCCCACAAGCACUUUGGGAUCAACGCACCUCCAGAAGAGAGGAUCAAGUUGCGACGCUCCGUGACGUGCUCUCCCGUCAAUAUCGACAAGUUCAGUGAAGUCACGGAAGAUAUCGCGACAGGAGAAAAGAUGAUGGGUAUCUUUUUUGGACGCACGAGUACCACCAGCUACACCUACGGCUCGAGUAACAAAAGAAUAGGCAUCGACCCUUCGUAUAAUCUUAGCCGAGUGGCGGGCAACGCUUCCUAUGCCCAGCUUUUCGAGCCGAUCACCGAACUUCGCCGGAACGACGCCGACAUCACCAUCGCCUUUCUUAGUAAUAGCUUUAUUGCCGUCUCUGGAAUCGACGGUCCUUGUACCGACCCCUUCUUCUCUGCUACAAAGGAGCCGUUGCAAGGUGAUGCGGUCCAUGGCUACUACUGGCCUGACAGCCCCGUCACAGGCAUCGGCUGCAUUGAGCAGUACCAGUUCUCGAAGGCUGGGUCGGAGGAAUGGACACCGUUAGCGAGCUAUGGUGACGCCAGUACGAAUUUGACGUUUAUAGACCAGCUAUCGAUCAAGCAAGUCGCUGCUUUCGCCCCGAUCCAAUGGGCCAUGCGCGUGGGUGGGAUCGACCAGGCCCUAGACAUUCUUCGGACUGAAGCCCUCAGAGCAAGAAAGGAUCCCGGUAUGUACAACGAUCUGCAGCAUCCCCUGCCAAACGAUCAAUGGAUACGUGAGGUAGAGUAUUGGUUCAUGAUCGGGCUUGCCAAACUCCAACUGGGGGUCGUUAACGUUGCCCUGGGUCCGCAAGAUCCGGAAAACUCUGGCAUGAGGGACAAUACUACGUGGGUAGUACAGAAAAGGAAGGAUUUGAUGGAUUACGUGUGCUCGUCUCAAAAGAUCCACAGUCUCGAGUUCAAGAACCUUCACAAAGCGGGCUUCAUUGCGCUUGCUGUGCUUGGUGGCUUGGCCAUCAUCCUUCCGUCACUCGUCCUGCGCACUAUGAUCUGGUGGCGUAAAGGGCAAGAUGAUGUUUUGACGUGGAAGUCAUAUGGACAGCUACAACUCCAGCGCAUGGCAGCAGAAGGAGCAGGUGUCCAGGGCUGGAAGAGAGGAAACGAGGAUGUUCCCUUAUUGGAUCCCCAUGACCAGUCGUCAGGGGAUGUGGAUGUGAGGAACAUGGGUGUCGAUGGACUUCCACACCCAGUUUGGGCUGGGCCUAGUUCCCAUCCGACUUCCGUCCGGGGGCCUGUACCUCGCCCCUAUGACGAGUAUCAUGGAGGGAAUGUGAAAGACGAGUUUGAAGAUGUUCUUCUGGAAGUGAUGCCUAUGGCGCAGGGAUAUGGACAGAGAAGACAGGGAGGCUACAAUCAGCCUCUUCUAAUGCUCACUUAA